Molecule: messenger RNA, 1546 nt
Organism: Pseudovirgaria hyperparasitica
Lineage: Eukaryota; Fungi; Ascomycota; Dothideomycetes; Acrospermales; Acrospermaceae
Product: mitochondrial carrier
Exons: 2
Coding region: 493-1410 (305 amino acids)
Biological process (GO): mitochondrial phosphate ion transmembrane transport
Cellular component (GO): mitochondrial inner membrane
Molecular function (GO): phosphate transmembrane transporter activity
Source: RefSeq, a predicted model, not a curated record
UCGAGUGUACGUGCAGACAACCUGGUACGUUGAAGUUGACAUCUUGGUCCAUCCAUGUCUGCGUCGGCUCUCUCGGCCGCCGUUGACGCUGCAAGGUAGAGACAAUUAGCGCAGGCUGCGCGCCAACUUGACGUCAUUCUGGCGAUAACGCGCGCGACCUACUAACACACCAAACCACUGGCAUCCGCGCAAUCCCGUCCCUGCUCAAUGGUGAAAGCUUGAAAAGCUUAUCAAGUUGAAUCGUGCCGUGUGCCGGUGUUUUUUCCGUACCUAUCACUUUCUGUCACGUUGGGUCACGGCUGUCGUGCGAAACGCCUCUUUUAAAGCCAGCUGGCUAGCGAUUUCAAUUGCUUCCAAACGACUGUCCUGAACAUCAUAAUAUCCUGAGUAGAGCUAUCCAUCGAACCUGCCCACGCGACCGCUCUGAUUUCCUCGAAUCUCCACCAUUUCUUAGUUGAAGAGCUAGGCCUGCACAUCACAAAAAAACCUGCCAUGGCAGAAAAACUCAAACCCCAGAAGAAAAUCGAGCUUUUCUCUGGCACAUACUUCGGCGCCUGUACCCUCGGCGGCAUCAUUGCCUGUGGCCCAACCCACGCCUCCGUCACCCCUCUCGAUCUCGUAAAAUGCCGCCGUCAAGUUGACCCCAAAAUCUAUAAAUCUAACCUUCAGGGGUGGUCCAAGAUCUACAAAGGGGAAGGCCUCCGCGGCGUCUUCCUCGGCUGGUCGCCCACCUUCGUCGGCUACGCCUUCCAGGGCGCUGGCAAAUACGGCCUGUACGAAGUCUUCAAGUACGCAUACGGAGAAAAGGCCUUUCCUAACACCAACAAAACCCUCGUGUACCUCGGUGCCUCUGCCUCGGCAGAGUUCUUCGCUGAUAUCUUCCUGUGUCCGUUCGAGGCCAUCAAGGUGCGCAUGCAGACGAGUGUGCCGCCGUUCGCGCACACGCUGAGAGAGGGCUGGGGAAAAGUGGUCAGGGAAGAAGGAUUCGCGGGCUUGUACAAGGGUCUGUAUCCGCUGUGGGCUCGCCAGAUUCCGUAUACGAUGUGCAAGUUUGCCACAUUUGAGGAGGCCGUCAGUCAGAUCUACGGCUUCCUUGGCUCGCCAAAGGAUAGCUAUGGUAAGCUGGCGCAGACGGGAGUGUCCUUUGCGGGCGGAUACAUCGCUGGUGUCGCGUGCGCGGUCAUCUCACAUCCGGCGGAUGUGAUGGUGAGCAAGCUGAACAACGACCGCAAAGCGGGCGAGGCGGCGACAAAGGCAAUCGGGAGAAUUUAUGGAAAUAUUGGGUUCGCGGGACUGUGGAAUGGUUUGCCGGUCCGAAUUGCAAUGAUCGGGACGUUGACGGCGUUUCAGUGGCUUAUUUACGAUUCGUUCAAGGUCGCGUUGGGGCUGCCCACGACUGGGGGACAUUGAGAUAGAUGAGAGGUUUAGACGAUGUGGUGUUUGUUCAUAGUUCUUCGAGCGAUCAUGCGAUGGUGGUUAUUCAUGGUAAUAUAAUACACAUACGAACAAUACACAUACGAACUGUCGUAGCAUCGUAGGCUUGCUU